Helianthus annuus (common sunflower) is the source of this 771-nucleotide messenger RNA. RefSeq names its product glutathione S-transferase T3-like. Lineage: Eukaryota; Viridiplantae; Streptophyta; Magnoliopsida; Asterales; Asteraceae. The transcript has 3 exons. The record is from RefSeq and is a predicted model, not a curated record. The coding region runs from base 1 to 771 and encodes 256 amino acids.
AUGCCACACACUUACGGCUUUACCCAACCCAGAGCCUCGCAACCAUCACAACAACAACCUGAACCCGAGGUAGAUAUCGUGCAGGAGACGCAACCCGAACCGGAGCAAGAGACAUCCAAACGUGGUAAAAGGUCACAUAAAAAGGACCCGAACCAACCUCGUCGUAAGCAAACUUACGUUAUUUGGAUGAAGGACAAGGAAUACACGUUGGUUCGGUCGUGGGUCAAUGUUUCGGAGGACCCCGAUGUGGCGAACUUUCAAACCGGUUCAGAAUUUUGGAACCGGAUUCGUGAGCUUUUUUAUAGCACGUGGGGAAAAGGUGAACACCGUUAUAAAGAUUCAAUCUCUAGCAAAUGGACUGAUAUCAACAACAAGUGUCACGCCUUCCAAGAAGUUUAUCAACAAAACUACGAUAAUCGGCCGAGCGAAGAAGGUGAUGUCGGUGUUUUAACGAGCGCUAUGGAAGAGUUCAAAAAAACGAAAGGCGUUUUCACGUACGAUAAAUGUUGGGACCUACUAAGAAACAAUCCAAAGUGGGCUGGCGUACCGACCAUGACGUCUAGUAGUAGACGUAAAACUAAAUGGUCGAAAACGUCAUCCUCCGUUAACCCUGACACACCAAUAUCUGAUGCCUGCAAUGUCGAUUUAAAUGUUGUUGUGUACGAUGAUGAGGAAGUUGAAGAGUUGACCCAACCGACCGGUAGAAGAAAGGAUAAGCGAACCGGGAAAAAACCGGUGGAGUCGUCUUCCGAUCUCGAGCUUGUAGUUUGA